CGUGUUUGGGGAGUACGACCCGAGGUUCAUGCACUUUUUUCCGAUUCUGCAGUACGAGGUCUUGCUGAUCGAGUACUACAAUGUAUCCGUCGUCUCGGAAUCCGGCACCACGGAUCUCGAGUCCUACGACCACCUCGGCAUCGACCCCGCGACCAACAACACGAUUCCGAUCGGCCAUCCGGCAGUGGUGGCGGGCUGGCGGCAAGAGGGGCUGGACUACUUCUCCUCCGUCUUGGACGAGCCUGGCGUGACGCAGCAGGGAUUGAACUACAGUGCGAGUUUCACGAACAAAACUUACAACGUGACGAAGUUCACGGUGGAUGGCAACGACCAAUUUUUGGAAUUGAAGCUGCUCGCCGAUCGGCAGUACUCGGUGCGGAUCCGGUCCGAGAACGUGGUCGGGUUCGGCCCGUGGAGCGCGUUGCGAGAUUUCUACGCUGCGGUGAUUCCGACUAAGGUGCAGAACGUGGAGGUGACGCACGACAGCGACAAUUCGAUCAUUCUCCACUGGCAGCCGCCGAACUACAACGGCGGGCAGAGCUCGACGGUGGCCAUCCUGUACUACCAGGUCUACGGCAUUCUGGCCGAUGGGACGACGAGCGACGGGCCGGUGGCGAGCCUGAGCGGGACGGACUUGCACUUGAUCCAGCCGAUUCUGAGCAAGGUGGAGAACAACCACCUCCGACUGGACAAUCUCGGCCCGGGCGCGUACCGGGAGUACGCAGUGACGGCCGUGAACAGUGGCUACCAGGAGUCGGAGUACACAAAAUUCGGCACGUACAUUGGGCUUCCGCCCAAGAAGAUGGACGAGGUGGGCUUCAAAAAUGUGACGAAUUCCAGUUUGUUCGUGGACUGGACGACUCCUCUAUCCGUGUUGCCGAUUUUGGAAUACGAGCUCAGCACGGAUCCCCGGCCGUCGUACCGCUACGAGGUGAAUACAACCACGGAGUUCAACGACACGACAAACGUCACCACAGUGACCCACGAGAAGCAAACCGUGACCAUCCCCGCCGGGAAGAAUUCGACGGUCUUCUACACGGGAUUGCAGCAGUUCUUUGAAAUUACCGAUCCGGCGUUCAUGGUGCCCGGGAAUUCCAUCCGGUUGAAAGUCCGCGCGAGAAACGUCAACGGGUACAGCCCGUACUCCGAGGCGAAGCAGUUCCUCAUCGGCGAUUGGUACGUGAAUUCCAUCCUCGCCGCGCCGACAGUUUCCAUUUUCGGCACCACGGCCACGUCCAUCACUGUGCAGUGGCAGGACGCGGAGGGAAUCAGCACCGACGAGCUGGUCGAGUACGAGUUGACCUGUGUCAGCAAGCGAGACAACCGGCUGAAUGAGCGGAUCCGGAUCCGACGCUAUGGCCUCGGGAUGCAGAAGUUUGAGUUCACGAACUUGAUCAAGGGGCACUUGUACGAACUUUCCGUCGCCAGCUGUGAUGUCAACAGUUUGUGCGGCACGCCGGCGCGAAUUGAAAGGUACUCUGCCCUCGUUCCGAUGCCGCCCCUGCAGCCGUACAGAGUGUUUGUGAACAACCCUGCCAGCGGGACGCGGGACCUCUGUCCGACGAGCCAAGAGUCCCCGGAAAUUUUCUGGACCAUGGAGCACGCCGACAAGUACUGCAACAAAGCAGUGUACACAAACGUCAGCAACACGGAGCUGAAAGCCACUAGCACAAUCACGCUGACGAACAGCAGUACGAACGAGACCUACGACCAGUUCGUAUAUGAAAACGUCACGACGGUGACAGAAGUGCUGCUGCAGGACCGGGAGAUGCUGCAGACGACGGUGGUUAUCGGGUGGGAUUUGAACGACAACCGGGAGCGGGACGGCGGGUUGCCCAUCGAGAAGUACAACGUGUACGUUUCCGACAAGUCCGACGCGGAGCAGGGCGUGGACUUCCAGCUGCUCGGCUCCGUCGAGCAGCCGUUUUUGAAGGGCAGCACAAGCUACAGUGGCGGGCUGUUUGUCUUCCAGGGCUGCACGGACGAGGACAUUUCUGAUGCGUUCGAGGCGGCAAACGCGGAGAACAGCUACAGCGACACGAAAUUUGACGCAAACUUACUCACCCCAGCCGCCGCAAGAAACAGGACCGUCACGAACAGUUCGCAGUUCAGUCCAACAGGGUCUCUCGGCAGGUUUUACAAGAUCUCGGCAGUGAACCUUGUUGGUGAGUCGCCGCUCUCCCAGGAAGAGCUAAUCUACUGUGGCCCGAUCCACCCGCAGCCCGAUCCGAUCGCGCGGAGUGAGGUCGAGGUGGUGCAGCCGAGAUCAGAUCUGAAAGUCAAGCUCCCCUGGACCUACAACGACACGAGGGACAAGUUCCAGCCCCUUCCCGGCCAGAAGGCGUACGAGACCAAGUUUGACAGCAAUUUUGCGGUACCGGGGGCCGACUUGUUCGAUCAGGGCGGGACGAGUGUUAACAAAGCACUACCGCCGAUCACAAAGAUCCACAUGGUUUUGUACAUUGAGGAGACGACCGAGUCGCUGGGUGACAGGGACAAGCUAUGGGUGAACGCGAACCAGCAAGACCACUACAAGCACGAGGAGCAGUACCACCGCCGGAUCAUCGACAAGUACAGCUUCAAGUCGCAGGAGCAUUUGCCCUUCGUCAUGUCGACCUUCACGCAGCCGUAUUUGACGGAGCUCACCUCUUUCAAGAACGCCGCGUCGCACUUCAACUACAAAAAGCCGUACAAAAACUUUGCCGGCUUUUACAACCACUACGCGGAGAAUCCCUACCAGAAGAUGGUGAACACUUUCUCCCUCUGGAACCAAAAAGCGCGCGAGUUGAUGCUGACCGGCGGGAAUUUCGCGUACCAGGAGUUCGACAACGUGACGAUCAGUGAUACGACGUUGUCGCACUUCACGUUUGAAAAUUUGAAAGAGGGCUACUACUACUGGAUCAAGUACCGAGUAGGGUCGAACCUCGGCUGGUCGCCCUUCUCCGUCCCGAACCGGUUUUACGCGUCGAAAUUGCCCACGAAGCCGAUGCAGCCGUUCGGAAUCAACGCGUCGCUGACCAGCCUCGAAAUCGGCUGGGCCUUUGACGAUGACGGAAGUAAAAACCUGCAGAACGAAGACAUUUUCUACUUCAACGUCUACAUCCACGAGAAUCCGGUCUUUCCCCACCGGGAGUUCCCCGUGCGCGACCACUACGACGGGGAGAACAAGAACCCGUGGGAGCCGUUCACCCGGUCGCCGGGGAACCGGUACCUCCACGACUGCGUCGCGAACAACCACAGCCAGGCGCAACUCUACUUCUGGGUGGCGGGCGUGAAUGCCGCGGGUGAGGGCCCGCACUCCGACGUUUUGCGGUGGAGCUGCAGCAACAUCCCGGACCAGCCGAAGCCCCCGACGAUGUACUACUACCUCGGUGCGAGCGGGUUCGAGUGGGAUUUGUUGCACCCGAACAAGACGGAUUUCAUCACCAUGAACUGGACCCACAGCAACACGUACGGGGCGAAGAUCGUCGGCACGAAGCUGUACUGCUUCGGGAAUCAGGGCAUGUCGCUGAAGGUGUUCUACACGCGGCAAUACGAGACCGUGGAGGCUGGUUUUGGCGACGGGAAGCUGGAGCGGGCGUUUUUCAUCGAGGGUUCGGACGUCACCAUGGUGAACAUCACGUCCUUCACGCCGACGCAGCAGUACGAGUGCUCUGUCACGACCAUCUCCGACGUGGGGGAGUCGAUAAAGUCCUUCCCGCCGACGCGGUUGGAGAUGGCGGGGAAGCCGCUGGCGCCCCCCUACCCUCCCAAGUACGUGUCCUCGCGAUUGAUCCCGACCGCGCGCUUGACCAUCGAGUACGACCCGAGCUUAUCCACAGAAAAAAAACCAUCCCCAUCCAUUUUUUGCAUGAGAAGCACAGGAUUUUUUACGUGUUUUGCAUGACAAAUUGGAUGUGGACGAUGGGUGUUUUUUCCUGGAUAGAGCUCCAUCGACGCGAACGGGGGGAAAAUCGAGGCGGUGUACGUGUACGUGUCAAUAGACGGGGUCGUGUGGGAUACGACGUAUCUGCUCCAGCCGUACAUCUACAAACUCGACCAGGUGUCCGCGCCCUACCAGCACGUGCAGGAGUGCAACGACGCGAGGCUACAGGGCGACCGUGCGCGGCAGUUCCUGUGGUUCAAGUACGCGGGGUACAGCUCCUCGGGGUUGGGCGGGUUGUCGCCGGCCUUAAAGAAGCGCUGCUCCAGCUUGCCCGCGUUCCCGCAGCCGAUUCUCGCGGUGGACAGAAGGUACAACCCGGAAUCCGAGCGCGGCGAAAUGCUGAUGAGCUGGAACAUGCCGGACUUGUACGGCGCGCAGCACGUCGCCACCAAGAUCUGGUGGGACUAUGGUGCGGGACUGCCGUCCGGGUACCGGUUUCUGGCGACCAUCACGGAUACGAAGCAGACGACCUUCUGGAUCCGGAAUCUGAUCCGCGGGCAGUACUACCGCGUCAGGUACUCGAUCCUCUCCGACGUCGGCGAGUCAGCCCGGUCCGACGGGUUCGGCCGGCUGUUCGCCGGGCCCAUGUUGCCGCCAGGGAAGCCGACGAGGAAGAACUCGCUCUUCAACGGCGUGCAGGUGGAGUUCAAGUACACACCCGACGAAUUCUACAACGUGGGCGAGUGUCAGCCGGGAAAUUGGGUCGUCUACACGUCGCAGACGGGCAUCGACUGGAACUUCGACUCGCCGUUGGCGACGGUCGGGUGGUCAAACGCCGGUGCGAGCAUGAACGUGAUUCAAACUCCGGGGACUUACGUCUGGGUGCAGGCAAAGCUGCAGCCCGGGUUUCUGUGCCCGGAUGGGAUCGAGGAGGUGUUCACGCCAGUGGAGAAGUUCUUCAUUGGGCGCAUCCCGGCGACGGUCGGCGCGAUUAGGAAGGUCUCCUCCAAGGAAACGUCGAUUUUGUUCCAAUUGAUCCCCGGAAAUCUGUUCGAUUGCCCGUUGGUCGGUUUCGAAUUCAGGUGGCAGAAGGCGUACUUGAAACCGGGCGACUUCGGCCUGACUAUCGAGCACUACGUGCACGUGCCGGCGGCGAACUCGCAGUACAACCUGACGAAUCUGGAGUACGACGUGCCUUACCGAGUGCAGUACCGCGUGAUCUCCGAGUGCGGCACUUCCAACCGCCAGGACGACUUGUCCGCCGCGAGCCUGUUCUACACUGGCGGGGACAUCGACCCGCCCGACGACGCAUACCCGGACCGCGACCGAUCCACCGACGCGCAAAUCACGCUCGUCUGGCCCAAGUGGGGGUUGUCCGAGGGACACAACAUGUACCGGGGGACCAUUCACCAGCCCAGCUAUUAUGUCUACUUGUCCGCGGACCCGAACCACUUUCCGGAUCUGCCGACGACCAUUAUUCCGCUGAAAUCCCCGGAAGCUGGGGACUUCUCCACCACGGCGGACCCAGAGUACUCGACCAACUGUCAGUUGCCGGAUCACGGUCAACUGGCUGCGGGGAAUUCUGGCGCGGCGAAUCUCGACUUCCGGAACGGCGGGGCGGUGUAUCUGAAGAUGCAGGUGUACGACGCAGUGACGAGCCGGGUGGGCGUCAUGACCAGAGUGCAGAAGUUUGUCUGCACUUUCUUGCCCAACAGACCGACGAUGAGUGUCCUCGAAACGUCGAACAGCACGAUCACGGUGGGGUGGACCGGGGUGGAUGUGUUCAACGCAGAUUUUGUCGCGUCCCAGCUCUGGAUCGACGACGGGCUUGGCGGCACGCUGUACAACACGCUGAACAUCACGGACCCGAACCAGCACUACGCACAAUUCGUGAAUUUGACCAACGCCAGACUGUACACGAUCCGGAUGAAGACGCUGUCCACCGCGGGCGCCUCGCUGUACGCAUCGACCCAGGGCUACAGCUGCUCGCUUCCGGCCCGGCAGCCCGCGCCCUACCCGGUGCCCUCCUCGGUCGCGAAUUCCUUGUCCGUCGGCUGGACCAUCCCCGGCUACGACGGCGACUGCCCGCUGGUCGGAUGGCGCGUCAUCGAGCGCGCGAACGUGUCGACGACAAACGCGCAGGGCGACUCCGUGUACGAAAUCCAAGACGUGAACAUCUGGCCCGCCAGUCUCCCCAUCACCGACCCCUUUGCCGCCGGCAUGGACGCGCAGUCGCGGCAGUACGGGCCGCUGACCACCGGCUUCACGAAUGGCGAAGUUCGCGAGUUCAAGAUCCGCGUGUUCAACUUUGGCGGCUUCGUCGACUCACCGUACAUCUUCAUCGAGAUCGGCCCCACGCCGGAGCAAAUGGAUCCGCCGGCGAUCGACACGCCGACGCUGUCCGGCCCGACAAGCAUCUUCCUGCAGUGGAACAUCACGGAAGACACCAUGCGUGGCGUGCCGGCGAAGGGCUUCGCGGUGUACCGGGACAACGGGCAUCUGAACAGUACAAAGAUCGACUACGUCAAUCUGCAGGCGGUGGACUUGAACGGAACCCUGUCCGACGGAACGGUGCCGGAUCCGGCGUGCACGGCGCAGGCCUACGACGGCGUGUGCUACCCAGAGCUCCCCGAUUGGGAUAGCAGAAGCUGUGUGCACAAGCCGGUCUACGACGUUGCGCAUGCAAGGAAUUGCACGAUCACCGGACUCGAGCCGAACACUUACUACAGGUACUGAAGGUUUUUUCGUAUCUAUGUUGGCAUCCCCGUCCUCUGCUUUAUUUUCUUUUUCCAUGCAUGAUUCGCAAUUUGUUGCACCAGCUUCGCUGCUUGCUGUCGACAAUCUCUUCAAACAUGUGCGAUAAGAUCUACGCAAGUUUUUCCGCAUUCCAUACAUAAUCUCUGCGAUGGAUGAAACUGCCAGCAAAUGCAAUACAGGUUCCGCGUCGCCGCCAUCAAUCGCCUUGGCCGCGGACCAGUGUCCGACGACGUGAUUCUGAAGACCGGCUCGGUAGGUAAUGUGUUCAAUACGGUGCCCUUCUUUUCCGGUGCGACUAGUGGCGUACAGACGAUGUUUGCCCCGGGUGCGCCGCAAAGCCCCUUGGUCAACGACACGUCUGCCAGUAUCACGUUCUCCUGGAAUCAGCCCCCGCAGGAGGACGGCGAUUUCAUCUUCAAUUACAAGGUAAAGAUGUUGCUGAAUUGAAAUUGUUAUAUGCCGAUGCUGGCACUGCUUUGGUACAAUUUGAUUUUGUAUCAGUUACUUUGAGUUCCGCAUUUAUUUUUCCAAGCAUACAGGAUGACUACAGUCCUGAAUACUCACUCAGUGAAAUAACGAUUUGCUUUUGCGAGCUUUUUCAUCAUCUUGAAUUUACGAAACUUCCAAGGCUCUGCUCACUUACAUUCCGGACACGACGCGGCCGCUUCCCGACGACCCGCAGACGACAACCUUCGUCUACGCGGCAAACGGCUCGCUGCAAUACCCGCUGCCACUCUCCACGAGGUCGCUGACCGUUCGCGCAAACGACUCCGCUGAAGCGAGCGCGUUCCUGAAACCUCGGAGAAGUUACCAGUUUCAGCUGAUCGCGGUGUCCGAGCUCGGUGAUUCAGAGCCGACGGUGGCGUCCGACCCGGGCUACAUUAUCAAAUGCAAAAAUGUCUGGGUCUGCGAGAUUUGUCACGCUGAUCUGGCAUGGCCCUCAAAUCUGUAUUGCGUGGCCACAAACAGCCUCUCUCGCCUGUCAUGCAAAAAUGCAGUUUCUCAUGCGGAAUACGCAGCACAGAGCACGAAGCAACUUGUCAUGCUUGGCGGCGCAUUACAGUGCAUUUGUAUAUUGACUGACUUGCAUCACAAGUUUCCAGACCCAGACAUUUUUGCAUUUGAUAUACAUCGUGGGGGCACCACUCCCCGCAAGCGGCUUCCGACAGGACACGUCAAAAGGGUAUCAGGGCGCUGUGGUGCACGUGAUGUGGAAUCCGAUUAUCGACAUGAGCUACGCGGGCGCCGCGCCGUUCGCCACGUACACAGAGAGCGCGCCGCCCGGCUGGACGCCGCCGACUUUGCGUAGCUUGCAAAUGGAACAAGCUACGUCGAAGGAACUGAUCUUGGACGGCGCGGUGAUGCACUACACUGAGGAGGCGUUCGCGCACUUGCCGCUAGCUGGCGAUGACGAUCCGCUGGGGAGAAAGCGGCAACUGCUGGAAGAGGACGUGAGAAGGCAGGUUUCUGCUGACGGCAAGAAGAGCUCGCAUCUAGAAGGGACCAUGUUGCGUACCAGUGACGAGGAUACAGACGACGUCUUGGUUGGAGAAAGAAGUCUAGACACACCUACAACCGGCGCCCCAUCGACCGCACAGAAAAUCCGCCGAGAUUUGCUUUCCGAUGAGGACGACGAGGGUCAACAAGACCCCGCUCGAAUUCCGGCACCGAAAGCGAACAAGAGUAAAAAGGGAAAAGCAAAGAAAUCAAAAUCAUCUUCUUCAAAAUCCGGCACUAGAAGGCAGCUUUCUACUUCAGACUUUGAGCAGCAGCAGGAUUUUGAGGACGAGGAGAUGCCGACGACAGAAGCGCCCGAUCUCCUGCUGGAUGAGGAGAACGAGUGGGCGCGGUUGCUGAGUGCAAACGACACCGGCGACGGGAGGCCCGCGUAUUGUGCCGGUGAAGACCCGAUAAACACGACCAACAUGAACUGCACCACGACUUCCAGCACGAGUUCCACCUCCACCACGACCACGCUGCCCUCGGUUGACGUGUACUUCAGCAGCGAAAGUGGCGGUGACUUUUUCAAAAACACCUUCUACGAGGUCUGGGCGAGGGAAGUCUUCAACGAUGGCCCACUGUAUCGCACCAGCAGCAAGGGCGUCACCGGCGAGUUUGUGUUGCGGUACAAGGAGCCGAUCAAGGUGGGACACACAACGAGUAUCAUGACCAACAGCGAUAAUCCCGGAGCGCUGAUGGAGUACAACAACUGUGGCACUUUUGUGACUUUUUGAUCGUUUAUUUUCUGACAUUUUUCGUGUGGGUUUUUCUUUUUGUACACAUUCGCUUUGUGGUCGAGUCAGUUGGUGUACUAGUGGGUUAGGGCUUUUUGUUUUGAUUCCAUUCGAAGACACGUUUCCAAACAAGGGACUUACCUAUGAUCAACACUUGAACCUGCUACCAAGUUGCAAACAACUAUUUCUCAGGCUGAAAAUGCGCACGGUGAAUAACAACGGCGCCAGCGACUUUACGCCCCCGAUAUUGGUCUACUCGGGCGAGUUAUGCAAAGAAAAAGAGAGUGUUGCCGAAUCACACUUCUACUUCAGCGACUGAUACUGAAAUUUUCUCUGCAUCACAGAGAAAACUUGCGCUUGUCAUGCAGAAAUCAUAAGGAGCAACACAACAGCAAGUAUGAAGGAGGUAGACGCUUAGCGAAUAUCUUCGGCAUGAUAGCUGAGCUAGUCUAUGUUGCUGGGCCUGCAACGCAGUGUGCUCUUUUUCUUUGCAUACGACCGGUGCCCGCCAGUGCGGAAUCUCACGUUGCUGGAAGAAGACCCGGAGUUUGUCACGGUGAACUGGCAGCCGCCCGAACACACCGGGUAUGCGCCGUUCGUGCUUUACUACGAGGCGAGUUACACGACGAACUCAACGCGGAUCAGCAUCCCGGCCAUCAACGUCGGAGAUCCGACCUUGCCCCUCGAUUCUCAGGGCACAUUGUACUCGAUGACGGAGGGCCUUUCGGAGCAGCGGGCUAAUUACGAUCUUUACUGGGACAUCAACAAGGCGGAUCUACGGGCGUUCGGGUCCCCAGUCAUGUACUACACAAUAACGCCGGUCACGCACGUCGGUAGGGGGACGCCCACGACCAUUCAGGGCCCGGUCGUUCUGUAGAUGUGUCGGCGGCUUUACAGAAGCAAAAAAGCAAAAGGGUGCUUUGCGUAGCCGGUUUUUUGAAAAGUCCGAGAACUGCAGACACACAUGGAGGGCGCCCUGCAAGUGCUGCGUCGUGAGAACUCUCCAAGCACAUCGAAUUCAAUUUCAUCAAAUUCAAUAUACCCAGUGAGGUCAGCCGCGACCUACUACAAAACUGAAUCUAAAUUUUACUUAAACUCCUGAAGCAGAGACAGGUGCUUUUUUUUCAAACUUCUCUUCGUUUUUGCAAAAAAGUGGACUUAGCUAAGCACAACCAGGACAUCAAAAGUUAAGCAUUUCAUACAAGGAUGAUAUCUGUUGGAGCACCGACUUCAACGGAUAGGGAUGAGCACGCUUAUAAAGACAGCGGUGAGUCGUGAUUUACUUCGACUUUCAUCUUGAUUACUAAAUACGUAGACCAGAAUCACUAGUGGAAGAAAAAAAAGAGACACCUUACGAUUUCGUCGUGGUGUCCAAGAAACAAGAUUACUUGACUUGAUUUUGCUGUUACAUCAGCUUGUGCUGCUCGCGAUGCGCAACAGUUUUCCGUUUUCAGUUUUACGCUAAAAUUCAAUCCUUAGCUUAGUACUUGUGGUCUUCUGUAUCUAUCUGUGGAUGCGUAGGCCCGCAAAGAAAUGAUAGUUUCACCUUAAUCAACCAAGAACCGACGGAGUUCUUCUAGUUUAUUGCUCUCGUAUCAGAACUGUAUUUCAAAUUUGUUUUACCUACGUAUUGUCGUCGCAAUAUGAUGUGAUACGACUCCUCUCGAAAUUGCUUUCAGAUUCAUUUUUCCUGGAAUAAGAGGAAAAUUGUUUAUUUGUUCAGGUUGGCUGAUGUGUACACCACUUUCGUUGGUAUGAAAAGUUCAACUGUAUUCCAUAGUUGUCGUGUGUUUCUUUGCUUAUUUUGGGAAAAGAAAAAAAAUCGCACUUGCAGUGCCGGCUAAGAGUAAGGCGAAUAGGGAUACCGUUGGAGUUAAUGAUUUCAACCUGGCUUUGUUAUUCGGUUUCAAUUUUUGCUCUCUUUUGUUUCGAACGGAACGGACGUAAGCGGUCGACUUUGUCGCUUGUUUUAUUCCACCUUUUAAAAAACAAAUUUCGCGACGGCUCCGAUCACUCGAU
Amoebophrya sp. A120 is the source of this 10875-nucleotide messenger RNA. The record is from the annotation of a GenBank genome assembly. NCBI's taxonomy places the organism in Eukaryota, Dinophyceae, Syndiniales, Amoebophryaceae.